Messenger RNA from Menidia menidia (Atlantic silverside), 1320 nucleotides. NCBI's taxonomy places the organism in Eukaryota, Metazoa, Chordata, Actinopteri, Atheriniformes, Atherinopsidae. The record is from the annotation of a GenBank genome assembly.
UUGGUUCCCACAACUGCGGUUUGGUUCACAACCCACCCUGCGCACAGACAGAGAGAGGGAGAGAGAGCGAGAGAAAAGGAGAGGAAGAGCGCUCCUCCUCCUCGUCUCUUCCCACCACUCAUCCCGAAAAGCCAAGAUGGUGACAGAGCUGAAGUCAAGCUGGUUGUGAAGGUGCUGGACCUGUUCCCCCCUACUCCCCGAGCCGGACACAGCAUGGCGGCGGGCGUAGCGGCAUGGCUUCCCUUUGCCCGGGCGGCGGCGAUCGGCUGGAUGCCCGUGGCCAAUUUGCCCAUGCCGGUGGCCCCCACUGAAAAGAACAAGAGGCAGGAUGAGCUCAUCAUUCUUAAUGUCAGUGGACGGCGCUUCCAGACCUGGAGGAACACGCUGGACCGCUAUCCGGACACGCUGCUCGGUAGCUCCGAGAAGGAGUUCUUCUACAACGAGGAGACCAAAGAGUACUUCUUUGACCGGGACCCUGAAAUGUUCCGCAGCGUACUCAACUUUUACCGCACGGGCAAGCUCCACUACCCACGCUACGAGUGCAUCUCCUCCUAUGACGAGGAGCUGUCUUUCUUUGGCAUCAUCCCAGAGAUCAUUGGAGACUGCUGUUACGAAGAGUACAAGGACAGGAAGCGGGAGAACGCGGAGCGCCUGAUGGACGACCAGGAAGACAACAAAGAUGCCAAGCUGCCCAACAUGACCUUCAGGGAGACCAUGUGGCGGGCCUUUGAGAACCCCCACACCUCCACCAUGGCCCUGGUCUUCUACUACGUCACCGGGUUCUUCAUAGCCAUCUCUGUCAUCACCAACGUAGUGGAGACGGUGCCGUGCGGCUCAGCGCCCAACCAAAAGGAGGUGCCGUGCGGCGAGCGCUACACCGUGGCCUUUUUCUGCAUGGACACGGCCUGCGUUAUGAUCUUCACCGUGGAGUACCUGAUGCGCUUGUUCGCCGCGCCGAACCGCUACCGCUUCAUGAGAUCCGUCAUGAGCAUCAUCGACGUCGUGGCCAUCUUGCCCUACUACAUCGGACUUGUGAUGACCGACAACGAGGACGUGAGCGGCGCGUUUGUGACACUCCGUGUUUUCCGGGUGUUCCGCAUCUUCAAGUUCUCCCGUCACUCGCAGGGCCUGCGCAUCCUGGGCUACACGCUCAAGAGCUGCGCCUCAGAGCUGGGCUUCCUGCUCUUCUCCCUCACAAUGGCCAUAAUUAUCUUUGCAACCGUCAUGUUCUACGCAGAGAAAGGUUCAAGCUCCAGCAAAUUCACAAGCAUCCCAGCUUCCUUCUGGUACACCAUCGUUACUAUGACAACACUCGGGUAA